Messenger RNA from Magnolia sinica, 1142 nucleotides. RefSeq names its product probable ribose-5-phosphate isomerase 2. The record is from RefSeq and is a predicted model, not a curated record. Gene Ontology annotation, molecular function: ribose-5-phosphate isomerase activity. Gene Ontology annotation, biological process: pentose-phosphate shunt, non-oxidative branch. Lineage: Eukaryota; Viridiplantae; Streptophyta; Magnoliopsida; Magnoliales; Magnoliaceae. The transcript has a single exon. Bases 183 to 977 code for a protein of 264 amino acids.
AACCCAGAACUCAUCCACCCUUUCUCCCCAGAAAAAACCCAAUUCCACCCACAUCCCCUUUCCAAUCCUCUCUCUCUCUCUCUCUCUCUCUCUCUCUCUCUCUCUCUCUCUCUCAUUCCAUCAAAUUCCUUUCCCAUCCAAACCCCAAAAGGCCUAUUUCCUCAAAUCCCUCUCUCUACAAAAUGGCAAUCCCCUGCCCUCAACACCCCUUUUCUUCAAAUCCCACCAUUGAAAAAACGCCAACAAUCCUAUCCCAUUCCCCUCCCCGCCUAUCCCAAGACGAUCUCAAGAAGAUUGCCGCCUACAAGGCCGUCGAAUUCGUCCAAUCUGGCAUGGUCCUCGGCCUUGGAACGGGCUCCACCGCCACUCACGCCAUUGCCCGAAUCGCUGAUCUUCUCAACCAAGGCCAUCUCUCCAACAUCAUUGGAAUCCCCACAUCCAAGCAGACAGAGGAGCAAGCAAUCCGCCUUGGAAUCCCCCUCUCCGACCUCGACCACCACCCAAUUCUCGAUCUUGCGAUCGACGGCGCCGAUGAGGUGGACCCACAUCUGAACCUUGUCAAGGGCCGCGGUGGGUCCCUCCUUAGGGAAAAGAUGAUCGAGGGCGCCUGCAAGGAAUUCAUCGUCAUCGUCGACGAAUCAAAGCUGGUAGAUAGCUUGGGCGGCAGCGGCUUGGCGAUGCCGGUCGAGGUGGUGCCUUUCUGUUGGAAGUACACGGCGGAUCGGCUCCAGGCCUUGUUUGAACGGUCAGGAUGCGUCGCAAAGCUGAGGAAGUCGGCCGACGGAUCCAAGCCGUUCGUUACCGACAAUUCGAAUUAUAUAGUGGAUUUGUAUUUCCAGAAAGGGCUUGGGGAUUUGAAUGCCGCCGGCGAUUCGAUUUCGAAACUGGCGGGAGUUGUGGAGCAUGGAAUGUUUAUUGGUAUGGCGACUUCUUGCAUUGUUGCCGGAGAGAAUGGAGUUACUAUGAAGCAUAGGUGAGGUUAUAUCUGAUUAGUAAACGAGAAUUAGAUCCAGACUGUUCAUCUGAUGGGUCCUUCGGUGGAUGGACCACAUGCAGAAAAUUACACUGAUCAAAUGGUCUCAGCCGUUGAUUGGAGGACUUUUGCUAGUUGAAUGGUAAUCAUUGGUUAAACUUUUUUUUUU